AUGGAGACGCGGACAACACCACCGCGUGAGCAAUGGAGUUCAUGGGCUGAUUUUAUUAUGAGUUGUAUUGGCUAUGCAAUUGGACUCGGAAAUGUUUGGCGAUUUCCGUAUCUUUGUUACCAGAAUGGUGGAGGAGCAUUUCUUAUUCCAUAUGUGAUCUCAUUGGUAUUUUGUGGUGCGCCAUUGUUUAUUCUUGAAACUACAUGGGGUCAACUAUUGUCUGUUGGAGGUCUUGGAAUGUUCAAAAUUUGUCCUAUCUUCAAAGGAGUAGGUAUUGCUGCAGCUGUGAUGGCGUUCUGGUUGAAUAUCUACUAUAUAGUGGUACUCAGUUGGGCACUUUGCUAUCUCUGGAAUUCAAUUCGUCUUGAUGUGAACGUGCCAUGGAGAAGUUGCAACAACGAAUGGAACACUCCGAGAUGUCGAUCAGAAUACGAAAAAUUGCCAUGCGACAGUAAUCGAACGAUAGCUGAAUUUUUCAAUGUCAAGGUUUUGACUGCUGAUCAUUUACUUGAGUACAAGAAACAGUUCUUUGUUGGACCUAAAGCGAAUUUCACGGUCUGUACUGCAAAGGAUCUCAGUGUUCAAUCGCCUGUGAAGGAGUUCUGGAACUACAAAGUACUGGGUAUUUCGGAAGGUAUCGAUCAUCCAGGUGGACUACGAUAUGAUCUCGCAUUGUACUUAUUUAUUGCUUGGGUGGUCUGUUAUUUAUGUAUUUUCAAAGGAGUUCGAUGGACAGGAAAGGUAGUCUACCUUACUGCCUCCUUCCCUUAUAUCAUGCUGUUCUUCUUACUCGUACGUGGUCUCACUUUACCGGGAGCCUCUCUUGGAUUGGAAUUCUAUUUAAAGCCAGACUUCUCAAAACUACUCGAGUCAAAGGUAUGGGUAGAUGCUGUCACACAGGUAUUCUUCUCCUACGGACUUGGCCUUGGGGCCUUGGUGGCUCUCGGAAGCUAUAAUAAGUUUCACAACAACGUUUACAAACAAGCGCUGACCGUUUGUUUCGUGAACAGUGGUACGAGUGUAUUUGCCGGCUUUGUAAUCUUCUCCUUCAUCGGUUUCAUGGCUACCCAACAGGAAAAAAGUGUCGCUGAGGUUGCCCAAGCAGGACCUGGAUUGCUAUUUUUGGCCUAUCCAUCGGGAAUUCUUCAGUUGCCAUAUACAAAUGUUUGGUCAUUGCUGUUUUUUUCCAUGGUCCUCUUCUUAGGAAUUGAUUCGCAGUUCUGCACCAUGGAAGGCUUCUUCACAGCAAUCAUCGACGAGUUUCCAGUAAUGCUCCGAGCCAGUAAAUAUGGACGAGAACUUUUUGUCGGAGUCAUCUGUCUCAUUUCGUACAUAAUUGGCCUCAGCACUGUGACCCGAGGUGGUUUCUAUGUAUUCCAACUGUUCGACUUCUACGCCGCUUCCGGUUGGGCUUUAUUAUGGCUGCUAUUUUUCGAAUGUAUCGCUAUAUCAUGGAGUGUUGGUAUCGAUCGAUGGUACGAACAUAUGAAAAGUAUGAUUGGCUACUAUCCAAAUCGAUGGUGGAAGUUUUGUUGGGUUUUCGCAACACCCGCUGUUUGUAUGGGCGUAAUGAUUUUCGGUUUGGUAAAAUACCAACCGUUGAGGAUUGCUGCUUACAACUAUGAUUAUCCGUUUUGGGGCCAUGUAUUCGGCUGGUUCCUGUCAUUAUCGUCAAUGCUUUGCAUUCCUGGCUAUGCCAUUUAUGCAUGGUGUACUACUGAUGGCACUUUUUACGAGGUUUGUAAUUCAACUUCUUUCAAGGACUGA
Molecule: messenger RNA, 1767 nt
Organism: Haemonchus placei
Lineage: Eukaryota; Metazoa; Nematoda; Chromadorea; Rhabditida; Trichostrongylidae
Source: the annotation of a GenBank genome assembly